CAUAUAUUCUGAGCCAGUCCCUCGCCCCCUUCGGUGACACAGCUCAGCUCACCUGAGGAUUCUCAUAUAGCCAUAACAGUCACCUGUACCAUCAGGGUCAGAACCCAUCACACCUCAAACAACUUUCACAGGACCUGCUUCAGCACACAUACAUAUCGCAGCAGAAACGCACCAUGUCCUCCACCUUCUCCAUGCGCAGCUACUCAGCCCGCCAGCCAUCCUUCUCCAGCAUGUCUCUGAGAGACAGCAGUAGUAGUGGUGGCAGGAGCCGCUCCAAAGCCCCUGUCUCCUCCCUGUCCUCUGCCAGCACCCUGUCACUCUCCCGCUCCCUCUCCAUGGGCAACGGGCUCAAUGUCCUGGGCGCCCUCUCCUCCCUGAACGGCAUGGGCGUGGGCGCCAGCGACAAGGAGACCAUGCAGGGCCUGAACGACCGGCUGUCCAACUACCUGGACAAGGUGCGCUCCCUGGAGCGAUCCAACGCUGAGCUGGAGCUCAAGAUCAAACAACUGAUGCUGGAGCGGGCCCCCAAAGGUCACGAUAUCGAGGGUAUGAUGGCCCAGGCUCACGCCAUUGGACAGGAGGUGAGAAAGAAGACCCUGGAGAAUGCUCGCAUCAUGCUGGAGAUUGAUAAUGCCAAGCUGGCCGCCGAUGACUUCAGGGUCAAAUGGGAGGCUGAGGCCACACUGUGCCAGUCUGUAGAGAGGGACUGUCUGGCUCUCAGGAGGGCCAAGUCAGACCACGACCAGCUCAUAGCCACACUGAGAGGAGACCUGGACAGCCUGAAGGAGGAGCUCUACUUCCUCAAGAAGAAUCACGAUGAGGAGAUGGGCUCCAUGAAGGCCCGUAUGGCCAACGAGCAGGUGAAUGUGGAGGUGGAUGCAGCCCAGGGCCCAGACCUUGGGGCCAUAAUGACUGAGCUGAGGAGCCAGUAUGAAGGCAUUGCGCGUAAGAACAAGGAGGACUCAGAGACCUGGUACCUUAAGAAGCUGGAGUCAGUGCAGUCGGAAGUAAAGGAGAGCGGUGAGGCGCUACGCUGUGCUCAGAGUGAGCUCAGCGAGAGACGCCGCUUCCUACAGGCCCUGGAGGGGGAACUGGACAGUCUGCGCAAACAGGUGGGUGUGUUGGAAGGGAACCUGAGAGAGACAGGCCAAAAGUAUGCUCUGGAGAUGGACAGUCUGCAAGCCACGCUGUCUCAGCUGGAGGAGGAGCUGUCCCAGCUGCGUCUGGACAUGCAGCGCAACAAGACAGAUUAUGAACAGCUGCUCCGCAUCAAGCAGAACCUGGAGCUGGAGAUCGCCACCUACAGGAGACUGCUAGAGGGAGAGGAAGUCUUGUUCCAGUUUCCACCAAUAUCCAGAAACUUCGCACUGCCAUUGAAGAGGAGUGGGGCAACAUUCCACAAGCCAAUGGCAGUCACGCCCCAACCUGUUUUUUUUAAGGAUCAAGGAAAUGCCUCCUCCUAAAAAGGAGCCCGAGGUGAGGACCAGGAAGAUCGUCAAGGUGGUCACCCAGACCAUGAUCAACGGCAGGGUAGUUGAAGAAUCCAGUGAGGUGGAGCAGAUCAAAGACAGCAAGAAAUAAGCUAAUCAGCUCCAUUCGUUUAUAUCUUCAUUAUCUUCCUCAUCAUCACAUACACAGAGCAUUGGCCCUCCACAUUCUAGUUGAAAUCACAAAUUUGUGAAAGAAUGCUUUUUUAUCUUCAAACAAGGACAGUCUGAGUCGACUAAGGAGAUGUUCGACCACCAAUCCCUGGACAUGCAGUAACUGUAGACUAAAACGUGGAAAAUGUGUGGGGUCAAUGAAUAAUCAAUAUUGGGAAUAUAUCAUUUUGGGGUUUAUUUGGGAAAUAGUAAACAGUAGUAGGCUAAUUGUGGACUAGACGUGUGUCUCAUGAGAGAUCCCUUCAACAUUCUACUUUACAUUAAGUUCUUUAUGGCAUAUAGUAACUUUGUAACUAUGCUGUACAUUCACCAAAAUGUAAUUAGGCCUAUAUUGUAGCUGCAGAUAAAGUUUCUAAAAUAAUGAUUGUAUUGUAAUGAAAGGAAACUCUCUGUUAGCAGUAGUUACAAAGUGGAAUCCCCCCCAAAUAACAGAAUCUCGUGUUACCAUAUGGAAUUGUAUUAAAUAUUAUAUAUAUAUAUAUACUACCGUUCAAAUGUUUGGGGUCACUUAGCAAUGUCCUUGUUUUUGAAAGAAAAGCACAUUUUUUGUCCAU
Messenger RNA from Salmo salar (Atlantic salmon), 2215 nucleotides. The record is from RefSeq and is a predicted model, not a curated record. Lineage: Eukaryota; Metazoa; Chordata; Actinopteri; Salmoniformes; Salmonidae.